This is a messenger RNA of Nematostella vectensis (starlet sea anemone), 1703 nucleotides long. RefSeq names its product UBX domain-containing protein 4. Lineage: Eukaryota; Metazoa; Cnidaria; Anthozoa; Actiniaria; Edwardsiidae. The transcript has 14 exons. The coding region runs from base 131 to 1558 and encodes 475 amino acids. Gene Ontology annotation, molecular function: protein binding. The record is from RefSeq and is a predicted model, not a curated record.
UUUGAAGGCCUGGUUACCUCAUCGCGAAAGCAUAGUUUUUUGGUUGACACGUAUUUUUUGUGUCGGAAACAAAUAUCUCAGAAAUAUAUCUCAACACUUCGUCUUCCUAGAAAACGAGACUUCUCUAGAGAUGCUUUGGUUUACAGGAAGCAUUCCAGAAGCCAUAAUAGCUUCGAAACAGCGAAAGCUUCCCUUCGUUGUUUACAUCGAAGGCUCUGAUGAAGUUUCCAUCGAAAUGGGUGAUGUCUGGUCAGAGUUACAGGUCAGCGAGUUGCUCUCACAGGACAAAUGUAUUGCAAUAAAGUUGGCUAAUGAGAGCGAGCAGUGUGCACAGUUUUCACAGCUAUAUCCUGUGGUGUGCAUACCGUCCCUUUUCAUUAUUGGAGAAAAUGGUAUGCCUCUUGAAGUGCUGGGAGGCAGACUGACCUCUAGGGAGAUCAUCAGCAAAGCAACAGCUGCCUUUGAGGUGUACCAUUCUCAGUCUUCAAGUGGUCCUGUUCAAGUGAAGAGUGAAGAUGGAAGCAGUGAGGGAUCCUCACAAUCAGCAGAACAUGCAAGAUCUCAAGUAAAGAGCGAACCUACAGCAGAGCAGUCAUCUCAACCAUCUAGGGCUGACCCUUCAUUAACCAAUGAAAGUGUUUCAAUCGAGGAAAGGGUUGAAAAGGCCAGACGACUCAUUGAACAAAAGAGAAAAGAAAAGGCUGAGAGGGAAAAACAGGAACAAAUAGAAAAAGAGGCAAAAAGGCGUGAAGAAGGCCAGCAACUGGUAAACGCUAAACGGCAAAUCGAGGAGAGAAAGCAGCAAGAACUUGUGAACCAGAUAAGAGAAGAUCGUGCGAAAGAGCGAGCAGCGCGUGAAGCCGUCAGACAGCAAAUAGCGCGAGACAAGGCCGAGAGGGAAGCCCAGAAACAGGCGGAGCUGAAGGAGAGACAGCAAGCCCAAGACACAUCUGCUUCUACGACUGCAGCGUCAACAUAUACAGGGGGAGGCAGCUACUCGAACGUGCGCCUGCAGUUCCGCCUUCCAGAUGGCAGCGGCAUCACCCACCUGUUCCCAGCUGACGCUCUUCUUUCGACUGCACACCAAUAUGUUGUUUCGCACACGGGAUCGAGACUGCCGUCUGUUGCCAUGUCAACAACCUACCCUCGACGUCAGUUCACUGAUGACGACAUGCAGCGAUCGCUCACGGACCUUGGACUGGCGCCGAGCGCUACCAUCAUCGUGUCAUCUGCCAAGGCAAGCUCGUCUGAGGUGGAUUCAGCCGGGUUAUUUGGAUGGCUUCUAGCGCCAUUUAUCGCCAUCUUCACCUUCAUCAGCGCUUUCCUAUUUGGCAGCCCUGCCAUGCAGCGUGGGUCGUACGGCGCUUCCAGUUCGCGGGAAAGAGAGGACAUCCCACCUGAGCAAUCCAAACCGGACAGAACCGAGGUGCGGCGACGUGCGACUAGCCCACGUGGCUCGAACCAGUCAUCGGACGGGAAUAUCCACCGCUUGCAGAACUUUCGAGACGAUGAGGAUGACCAAAACACAUGGAAUGGCAACUCGACUCAGCAGAUGUGACGAGAAAAUGGGAACAAUUGUACGAUAAAAUACUAUCUGAUGUUAAAUAAAGGAGGUCAAGAAAUGGGGGGGCUGUUCACUGAGAGUUACUUAGUUACUCUAUUCCAGUGUCGAGAGGAACUUGAAUUAAAAUUUAAAAAAAGUA